Molecule: messenger RNA, 2735 nt
Organism: Spea bombifrons (plains spadefoot toad)
Lineage: Eukaryota; Metazoa; Chordata; Amphibia; Anura; Pelobatidae
Gene: TRAF7
Product: TNF receptor associated factor 7
Exons: 20
Coding region: 176-2104 (642 amino acids)
Biological process (GO): ribosomal large subunit assembly; Notch signaling pathway
Cellular component (GO): nucleolus
Molecular function (GO): protein binding; zinc ion binding
Source: RefSeq, a predicted model, not a curated record
CCGCGUCACACAGCCCGCUGAUGCCGGAUUAGAGUAUGACCUCCGGCAAGAAUCCACGCUUCAAUCAUUUUACAGCCGGUGCCACGAACGUCGCCACGGAGAACACCAACGGGGACAGUGAGAAAUUGUAUGUUUUUAGCAUUGGCUCCCAUUUCUUUUCUUCCCCCAGACCAGAAUGGAGACCACGUUCGGUCCUGCCUUCUCCGCCGUCACGACUAUUACAAAAGCAGCGGACGGGACCAACACGUUCAAACAGCACCGCCGCACUCCAUCAUCCUCCAGCACCCUGACCUUCUCCCCCAGGGAUGAAGAGGACGGCAUGCCUCCCAUCAGCACUCCCAGGCGCUCGGAUUCUGCCAUCUCCGUGCGCUCCCUGCAUUCAGAGUCCAGCAUGUCCCUGCGCUCCACCUUCUCUCUCCACGACGAAGAAGGCGAGCCGGACCCUCUAGUGUUUGCCGAGCAGCCGUCGGUGAAGCUCUGCUGCCAGCUGUGUUGCGGCGUCUUUAAAGAUCCCGUCAUCACCACCUGCGGGCACACGUUUUGCAGGAGGUGCGCCUUGACAUCUGAAAAGUGUCCGGUGGAUAACGCUAAACUUACCGUGGUGGUGAAUAAUAUCGCCGUCGCCGAGCAGAUUGGGGAGCUGUUUAUUCACUGUAAAUACGGCUGUCGUCCAUCAGCCAAUGGGAAGCCGGCUACGUUCGAAGUGGAUCCUCGCGGCUGCCCCUUCACCAUAAAGCUAAGUGCCAGAAAGGACCAUGAAGGCAGCUGUGAUUACCGACCGGUGCGCUGUCCUAAUAAUCCCAACUGUCCUCCGCUGCUGAAGAUGAACAUGGAAGCCCACCUCAAAGAGUGUGAACAUAUAAAGUGUCCUCAUUCUAAAUACGGGUGCACGUUCAUAGGGAACCAGGACACCUACGAGACCCACCUAGAGAUGUGCAAGUUCGAGGGAUUGAAGGAGUUCCUCCAGCAGACAGACGAUCGGUUCCAUGAAAUGCAGGUGGCCAUGACCCAAAAGGACCAGGAGAUCGCCUUCCUGCGCUCCAUGCUGGGGAAGCUCUCCGAGAAAAUCGACCAGCUGGAGAAAAACCUGGAGCUAAAGUUUGACGUCUUGGAUGAAAACCAAAGCAAGUUGAGCGAAGACUUGAUGGAGUUUCGCAGAGAUGCGUCGAUGUUAAAUGACGAACUCUCUCAUAUCAACGCGCGGCUGAACAUGGGCAUACUGGGGUCCUACGACCCGCAGCAGAUAUUUAAAUGUAAGGGUACUUUCGUGGGACACCAAGGUCCCGUCUGGUGCUUGUGCGUCUACUCCAUCGGGGACCUGCUGUUCAGCGGCUCAUCGGACAAAACCAUCAAGGUGUGGGACACUUGCACGACUUACAAGUGCCAAAAAACCCUGGAGGGACACGACGGAAUAGUGCUGGCUCUCUGUAUACAGGGAAGCAAGUUGUACAGCGGCUCGGCAGACUGCACUAUUAUUGUCUGGGACAUUCAAACUCUGCUGAAGGUCAACACCAUCCGAGCCCACGACAACCCUGUGUGCACCUUGGUCUCCUCUCACAACAUGCUUUUCAGCGGCUCCUUGAAAGCAAUCAAGGUGUGGGACAUUGUAGGUACAGACUUAAAGCUGAAGAAGGAGUUGACCGGCCUUAACCACUGGGUGCGGGCGUUGGUGGCGUCACAGAAUUACCUGUACAGCGGGUCGUACCAGACCAUCAAGAUUUGGGAUAUCCGGACUUUGGAGUGUGUCCACGUUCUCCAGACGUCGGGUGGGAGCGUGUAUUCCAUCGCCGUCACCAACCAUCACAUCGUGUGCGGAACUUACGAGAACCUCAUCCACGUCUGGGACAUCGAAUCCAAGGAGCAGGUGAGGACUCUGACCGGGCACGUGGGCACAGUGUACGCCCUGGCGGUCAUCUCCACCCCGGAUCAAACCAAGGUUUUCAGCGCAUCCUACGACCGGUCCUUGCGGGUUUGGAGCAUGGAUAACAUGAUCUGCACCCAGACAUUGCUCAGACACCAGGGCAGCGUCACAGCGUUAGCCGUGUCCCGGGGACGCCUCUUCUCCGGCGCGGUGGACAGUACAGUGAAGGUCUGGACCUGCUAACAGAACCAAGCUGGGUUAACCCCUCGCUUUCAGUGCUGCGUCACAACCAGAAGCAUACACUGGCAGUAUCUACUGCUGACUUUUUUUUUUUUUUGCCGCGGACGCGGGGAGCUUUCAGCCCGGUUACAGUAGGCGAUCGGCGCGGAAUCGGUAUCGCUUGCCUUUCCUGAGCUGGACUGCCCUCUCGCCCCAGUGAUGCAGGAACUGUGACCUCUAUACGGGAAGGAAAGACCCGCCACCUUCCUCGUGAAAGGCGUGUGAAUAGUCUGCAUCGCUUGCACUUUCCAGAGUGAGGAGGGAGCGUUCACCAACACCCACCCAGACACGUGGCCUUCAGGUGGCCACCGGCUACCCUGCCAUCAGAGCCUUCAGGCCACAGCAUGGUAAUCAUACCCCAUGGCACGUGUCGAAUCACACACGCAGAUCAUUUUCAGCCACCCGGCGGUUCGCGGAGAAUCCCCUCAUGCUUCCAUUGCCAACAGGUUGAAGGAUCAUCCCAAACGAAGCCGUCGCUUUUCAGUCUGGCUCCUAAAACUAGAAUCCAAGUCUAAAGCUUCUCAGACGUCCAUGCUUGGUACAUUGAAAUCUCGCCGAUACGUUAUCCAAAUUCAAAAGAAAAAGAAGAUUCCAA